CAGAGCCCAGGAGGCAUCCUUGUGUCCCUGUCUGGUCAAGAUACAUCCAUAUAGGACUGGAAUGGCGUAGUAGGCGGGACUAUUCCCUUCUGCGUGGUCCAGUAAUAGACGUAUGUAUUGAACAUGUCUAUUUUUUUAUACGUUGGCCUAUGGCGUAUAUGACGGUCGCCUGAUCUCACGUUAGAAACUGAUGGAAAUCGCCUGUUAUAGCCACAACAGCAAAAUCGUGAGUCAGGCGGGAACCUUUGUUUUCAGCUGUAGUCAUUGGCAGACCGGGCAUGCUGGGAGUUGUAGUUCUGCUACAGCUGGAGGUGCACAGUUUGGAGAGCCCUCGGCCCCAUCAACAGCUGGUUUUCUAUGGGGUCAAUUACUACAACUCUCAGCAUGUUCUGAGGACCCAGGGUAAUAGGAACAUACAGGAGCCGACAGUAGGACGGGACAGGGAACACGAGGUCCCCGCCAUGUUUACAUGCGGCCUAGUAGAAGUUGUGAGGCCUGUACACGUCGCCAUGGUAACACUGGAGUAGGACGCACAGGAGCCCGGGCCCACGUCAGCACGUUCCCCCGUACGUGCGCGCUUCCGCCGUGCUGUGCUGUUGCUGUGGAGAGGUGCGGGCUCGGCUACCGGUGUUGGCGGCUCCGGGAUGGGGAGAGAGCGCGUCCUCCGUGCGGCCCGGGGGCUGGGGCGGCCCGGGAGGAUGUGAGAUCCUCAGCGUUCUCACCUACAGCUAGAAUGUUCCUUCUGAACGCCCCUCCUCUGGCAGCUUUUCCGACACAAUGGACGCCAUUUGGAUGUAGCACCGCACCCUGUUGUGUCCCCUCCGCAGUGGCUGAUAUCCCGGUAGCUGCAGAUGUUGAGGGCGCUGCAGACAGUCCACAGAGCGAUGCGUCUUCUCUGACCGUGAACCUCGAAUAUGAGCGGAUUAUGCAGAAGAACAGAAAGGGGGAGCUUCAUAUUGAUCGAGGACUGAAACCUGGUCCUGCCCUCUUCAGAGCCCACGCCAGAGAGAAGGCCGCGCUCAUCGUCCCCGCUCACUUCAGAGACAUUAAGGAGGAGGGUUCGGACUUUGAGGCUCUGGCUCUGGACUCAGACAGUGAUGACUCUGUAGACCGAGGCAUUGAGGAAGCCAUCCAGGAAUAUCUAAAGAACAGGGGCAGCGCCGCCCCCUCGUCCUGUGUACCUGCAGCUAAAAGCCCAAACACCUCUGCAGAAAAUGACGGAGACCAGGUGAAAGCCGCUCAGAGCAGCGCCCCCGCUCGGAGGUCUCCCAUCAAGAUGGUGACAUCACCGAAAGUGUGCGAGUCCCUCCCCAUGCAGACCCUGUCCCGAUGCUCGUCACCAGACAGCGUGGGGAGCGACGACUCCUUUGAGUUAAGCAUCAAAGAGGAAAUCGAACAGUUUCUGAUCGAGAAGAAGCUGCAGAACAAUCCGAGCGAGUCCGGUGCCGGUAAGAAACAAGCCAGUCACUCUGCAGCCAAACUGAAACCAAAACCCAUCAAAGCUGUAGAAAAAGCGAGUCCCAAGCAAGGACCAAAGGGGCCGACUGUGAAAACAGCCUCCGAAAGCCUUAAUCUACUUCCUAAAAAUGUCAAGCCUAAAGCAGAAAGCGGUAAAAGUAACUUCCGUCUGAAGCUUGCGCCCAGCCCCACUAAGCCCACCAUCUCCAGGCAGCUGCCCCUUCCUUCUGCUCAGUGUGCCGACCUCUCAGACUCCAGCAGUGAUGAUGGGAUUGAGGAAGCCAUUCAGCUCUACCAACUGGAAAAAAGCAGAUUAGAAGGAAACCUCAGCUCCGCUACCAGGACAUUUCCAGAGAAAGAUGGGAAAAGCACAACGAACGCCACUUCAGAUGUUAUUCCCUGCCAGAUAAAGAACUCUCCUGAACCCCAGAAGAAAACAGACUACAGGAAGAGAAAACUGGCCAGCCUCAAACCUGCAGCUUCUCAAGACUGCACAAGUAAGAGGGCCCUUCAUUCUGCAGAUGAGCCGGGACUAAAAUACCAACCUGAAGUGGCUGCUCUGCGAAGGACCGAAACGGCAACGGAACUGAUGUGUGCAGAGGCCAUACUGGACAUCUCUAAGGCAAUUUUGCCUUCACAACCUGAACGCUCUGUUGCAGUUUUGCAGGAUAAGCCUUCAGCUCGGCCCCCAUCUCCAUGUGCAAGCGACAGCUCCGUGGACAGCAAUGACAGCAUAGAGCAAGAGAUAAGAACAUUUCUGGCCCAGAAGGCUCAAGCAGAGAGUCUCUGCACAACCUCAGCCAAACAGUCACCAAAGGAACAAAGAUCUGAACCCCCCAAACAGCUGCCCCUUCCCAGCACCAAGGCAAUCGGGACUUGUAAAGGAAAAGUAAAUGACAGCAAAGUUGUAGUUAAGGACUCUCCUGGGAAAGCGAUUGAGUCUUUGAAUGUCGAGUGCAGCCCAGUCCAUUCAUCCUUACCCUUUGGUCAACACUUGAAGGGCAAAGCUGUUGAGCCUUGUCCUGAUGACUCUUCUAAUAAGCCUCACUGCCAAGCUGAGAAUGCCAAGCAUCACAUCAUCCAGGCUAUGGAAAGUCUCGAGUCUUCUCCAGGGAUAAGCGGAGGGAGACGAAAAUCCUACAUAAAAGUGAGAAGUAACUACAGCGGAGAUAAGAGCAGCUCCUUGGAUAGCGACGAAGACUUGGACUCUGCUAUAAAGGACCUGCUGAGGUCUAAAAGAAAAUGCAAAAAGAGACCAAAAGAUGGCAGACCACAGUGUAAGAAGAAGGUCCGAUUCGGGGAAACUACAACCCGACCAUUGGAAGCUGCAGGUGGUACGGAGCAGAAGGACUGCUGUCCCAAACUCCUGGUCGUCAAAAGCUGCCUUGUAACCAAUAACCCAAAAGACAUUUCCUUCAAGAAGUCAAAGACGAGCUUGAAAAUAAAAGAAGAAAAAAAGAUCCCGCUGGGAAGUGCAGAGUCAUCUUCUGUUACCAAACCCGUGGAGUCUAAACCCGCUUGUGCCUCAGACAAGUCUGUGAACAUAAGUAGUAGUGCCUUGCCCGAUCCCCAGGACAGCAGCUCGGUGGACAGCGACGAUAGCAUAGAGCAAGAAAUAAGGAAAUUUCUGGCUGAUCGAGCGCGGGAGUCUGCGGAACUGUCUUCUUCACAAAGGACAGCCGCUCAUGCAAUCCUUCCCAUCGCUAUUAAGACUGAGCCUGCCCCGGCCCUCAUAGCUAGUCCUGCACCCAUAAAGAAGGAGCCCGGGGUGUUAUCAAGUUCUGUGACUGAGACUAUUCUCCAAAAAGUCCGUGAGAAAAAUCGCACCGCCGCCACAGUUACACAACCUACCAUCAUACAGCGUGUGUACGGCUAUAAGGACAACUUAUCUUCUGUAGCCAGGUUACAGCGGCCGCCCAUGGGCAUAGCCAAGGCAGCCGCUCCUGUACGCAGCGUCAUCGUCCCGAGAGAGUGCAUCGCCAGGCCGGCCGAGAAGAAGCUCCCCAUGGCUCCUGACAGAGUGGUCGUGAAAACCGGUGUGAACAGUUCUCAAGGGAACAUCCCCAUCUCUGGGAACUUUGUCGCUGGUCUUAAAUACAUUUCAGGAACUGAACAGCAGCUUCUACUAAACGUAGGGAAGACGGGGGCCACCAGGCUGGCCACCGACUUCUACAACCCUGCAGGAACCAUCGCACAGCUGGGGAACUGUCAGGCUAUGCAGAAAAAGACACUAAUCUUAGAACAGCCUAAAGUGGUACAAGCCCCCGCCUUCUCCCUCGGCACCCCCAUGGUUCGCCCCGCACUGUAUGUAGUAACCACCAAAGUGGUGCAAGAGACUUCUGCCUCCUUAUGUCUCCCCAUAAACGCCACUACCUACGACACUGGCCUGAACCUCAUGAGCAUUCAGUACUGUCCCAGUCAGGUAGCCCCCCACCCAUCAGCAUGCACUGCCCCCUUUACCUUUCAGCAAGCUCGAAACAGUGAAACCAUGGUUAUUACCCCCGGCAAGGCAGGAGAGAUCCCCACACUCCUAACCAAAGCAAGAGCGAGGGAGACGACGUCAGGGCUACUAGAUGGAGAAAGCAGGUGCCCUAAUGUAACCCCGAGAGCAGCCGAAAAUAUAGAGCCAGGUGCUAGCAUGGUGCAGAAAGAGAAAGUCCCCAUUAUAGACCCAGGAUGGUCGGUGCCGCUCUACAUAUCCUUGAGCCCUGAGGGUAUCUGUAAACGCCAGCACCUGCGCAGAAGAGCCGAGCAAGUCAUAGCGCAGAUGCUGAAAGCAAGAACCCCCUACACCCGUGUGAGACCCUGAUUGUGUCAUGUCUGCACCAUAGAGAUCACUUCAGACGGUGAAUGGUUGUUGUGUCACUGCAGCGUUCUCCUCAGAUCCCCGGCGUUCUUCACGGUUAAUCUCCCGGUCCCCGGCGUUCUUCACGAUUAAUCUCCCGGUCCCCGGCGUUCUUCGCGGUUAAUCUUCCGGUCCCCGGCGUUCUUCACGGUUAAUCUUCCGGUCCCCGGCGUUCUUCACGGUUAAUCUCCCGGUCCCCGGCAUUCUUCACGGUUAAUCUCCCGGUCCCCGGUGUUCUUCACGGUUAAUCUCCCGGUCCACGGCGUUCUUCACGGUUAAUCUUCCGGUCCCCGGCGUUCUUCACGGUUAAUCUUCCGGUCCCCGGCGUUCUUCACGGUUAAUCUUCCGGUCCACGGCGUUCUCCACGGUUAAUCUUCCGGUCCCCGGCGUUCUUCACGGUUAAUCUUCCGGUCCCCGGCAUUCUUCACGGUUAAUCUUCUGGUCCCCGGCAUUCUUCACGGUUAAUCUUCCGGUCCCCGGCAUUCUUCACGGUUAAUCUUCCGGUCCCCGGCAUUCUUCACGGUUAAUCUUCCAGUCGCUGGUGGUCGUGACUCUAGUUUCCUCCAGAAGAUCAUGCAGCAGUUGUUGUUUCCGGGCCUGGUAUGUGGACGCUCCUCAGGACUUGAGGAAUCUUAAAUCUAUGUUACAUGAACACAAACCCCGCGAUGGGCGACAGUAAAGUGACGUCUGCUGAAAAUCUUAUCAACAAUCUUGGAUCUUUUAGGCCGCGGUCGACUGGAAGCGUAUGACGUCAUGGCGACCGACCCUACAGGUUACCCGAUCAAUGUGCCCCCAGUUGUUGUAGUUAUGCAGGAGCCUCACUGCUGGUGUAAGGUUCCCUCCAGGACAGCAGCGCCCUCCUCAGGUGGAGUUAUUAAUGGUUACGUGUCAAUGAAGUAAUUGAAAUAGAUUUUAAAGGGGUCCCCCGCCUCCUAAAACGUAGCAUCUAUUCUCAGGAGUGUCUCCGGCGCUCCCAUAGAUAACGCAUGGAGCAUGUGCCUACCCAGUGUUCCCCAACAAGGGUGCCUCUAGCUGUUGCAGAACUACAACUCCCAGCAUGCUGGGAGUUGUAGUUUUGCAACACCUGGAGGCACCCUGGUUGGGAAACACUGGCCUACCCCAUUGCCUUAUGAAGCAGGAGGACCCGGGGGCUUCUGACUUCUCACUAUACUUUGUUUUAUACAGUAAGGAUGGGCCGGGGCCCCGGGUCCUGACCACGUGUGGCCCUAAGCUCCCAGAGUGUGACAUGUCGGUGAAGGGGACGGCUCUUCUGACCAUUUAUCUCCAUGGACUGUGGCCGUACAUAAAGAUUUGGGCCCCCACAUGUCAUAGCCGGGGGCCAUAGAUGCUCCACUAGACAAGUGACACGUAAUGUGGGGGCGACACCACAGUAUCUGGGGGCGACGUUGAGACUCAUGUUCCGGUUCAGAGUGAAACAUUUGUAAGGUCUUUGUGUUAUAUAAGAAAAGUUCUCAAUAAAGUUUUAUCCGGU
Molecule: messenger RNA, 5795 nt
Organism: Hyla sarda
Lineage: Eukaryota; Metazoa; Chordata; Amphibia; Anura; Hylidae
Gene: PPP1R26
Product: protein phosphatase 1 regulatory subunit 26
Exons: 5
Coding region: 470-4267 (1265 amino acids)
Biological process (GO): negative regulation of phosphatase activity
Molecular function (GO): protein phosphatase inhibitor activity
Source: RefSeq, a predicted model, not a curated record